AAACCCCCGAAAAUUCAAGGAUUGCCGAUACCCCCAAAACCGCAACGACGAUAAAAGCAGUGGCAAAGAAGAGCAAAGAAGAUGCGACACCCCGCCGCUCCGACAAUUAUUGCCGUCUUACUCGGCUUCCUGGGAUUACUGUGGCUGUGGGGCACGUUGCGAGAUGACGGCCACCAUGAGGGGAACCCGCAUCCGGAUGAUGUGCCGAAGAAGGAGGAUGUGCGCAGGGUGUAUGGCGCCGGCGGGGGGGAGAAUGAGGACGAUGCGAAGCGUGAAGAGUCGGCGCAGUGAGGUGCAAGGCGCCUGGAGUUUUCUUCGACGCC
Molecule: messenger RNA, 323 nt
Organism: Trematosphaeria pertusa
Lineage: Eukaryota; Fungi; Ascomycota; Dothideomycetes; Pleosporales; Trematosphaeriaceae
Exons: 2
Coding region: 82-291 (69 amino acids)
Source: RefSeq, a predicted model, not a curated record